Molecule: messenger RNA, 3711 nt
Organism: Cucurbita maxima (winter squash)
Lineage: Eukaryota; Viridiplantae; Streptophyta; Magnoliopsida; Cucurbitales; Cucurbitaceae
Product: probable LRR receptor-like serine/threonine-protein kinase At2g24230
Exons: 1
Coding region: 932-3487 (851 amino acids)
Biological process (GO): protein phosphorylation
Molecular function (GO): protein binding; protein kinase activity; ATP binding
Source: RefSeq, a predicted model, not a curated record
UGAAUUCUCCGCGUAGGCAAACAUGGGAAGAAGGUGUGAUGGCUGAGACUACUUGAAUGCGAAGCCUGUCCUUCCUUUUCAUGCGCAUGAUGAUAAAUAGAUAGCUUUAAACACAAACUUCGCCUUCAAAAAAGUUAAGCCCUUACCUCCAAAUGGGAAUCUUCUAAAGGGAUCUUUCUUUCUCAUACUCAAAAGUUCGUAUGUAUUUCAAUGAGUUGGUGCUAAUAAAUUAUGAUUUUGAAUAUUUGAUCGGUCUUUUUGGGUGUAGGAGCAGUUGGGUCUUGGAAAUGAUGAUAAUGCCCAUUUCUUCUCCUCAUUCACAGGGAAGUUUUGGAUUAAAAUGUUUUGCCUGAGACUAUUAUCAGGAUCGUUUUGAAUACAAAUUCCCCGUUGUCCAAAACCCCAGAUUUUUAUUUGCCCAAACAAAUGAUGAUCUAUCUGCACUCAGUCAAGAAAGAAUCAUUGAAUUCCCACCAAGAAGUUCUGAUAAAUUCGCCAACCUCCUCAUUUAUGAACCCCAACCCUCUCUAACUCUGCCUUUUAUACUUCCUUUUCCCCUCCCCCUUCCUCAUUUAACACUCCCACAGUCUCUUUUUCUCAUGGAAGCUCUGCUGAAAUAUCAAUCAAAUUUGCUGAACAUUCGUCACUUCCAGACAAGGUAAGCUCAGAGACCGUCCUUGAAACCUAGAGAUUUCGGGUGUUGCUGUUUUCGCUAUGUUUUUUUGGCCUCUGUAAAGGUUUGGGAAAUGGACUGUGGCUUUUUAGAGGGUUUCAGAAUCCAGGAAAGUUGCCGGAGAUGGACCCGGGACCAUUCACGAGAGAUUCCCAGUGAAUAAGUAAUGGUGGUUUGGAAAAUUUAAAAGGGGGUGGGAUUUGAGAUUCUGGGUUGGCUCUGUGUAUCGAUAUUUCUCAUUUUCAAGGUUUUUUCCUGAUGGGUUUUCGUUUGUUCGGUUCCAUUUUAGUUCUUGCACUGUUCUUCAAACAUAUGGCAUGUCAACAACCUAAUACAGAUGGGUUUUAUAUCUCUGAGUUCUUGAAGAAGGUGGGCUUGAACUCUUCUCAUGUCUAUAAUUUCUCGGCUCCUGUUUGUACAUGGAAAGGGGUUUUCUGUGACAAAGAUGUAAAUGUUAUCGAGUUCGUGGCUUCUGGUGUUGGCCUCUCCGGCGCUAUUCCCGACAACACUGUCGGCAAACUCAGCAGACUUCAGAGUUUGGAUCUUAGCAACAACAAAAUCACUGGAUUUCCUACGGAUUUUUGGAGCUUAGGCCUACUCAAGAGGCUCAAUCUCUCUUCCAACUUGAUUUCUGGACCUCUCGGAGACAGCAUUUGCAACUUCGGACAGCUUGAAAGUGUUGACAUUUCCAUCAACGAAUUCUCUGGGAAAAUACCAGAAUCUAUAAGCUCAUUACUUAGUCUCCGAGUCCUGAAAUUAGACCAUAACAGGUUUGGUGGAAGCAUCCCAUCAGGAAUUCUUAACUGUCAAUCUCUGGUUGUCAUGGACGUUUCGUGCAAUCAGCUAAAUGGGUCACUUCCUGAUGGCUUUGGGGCUGCAUUUCCCAAGCUUGAAAGCUUGAACUUUGCGGGAAAUGGGAUUCAUGGCCGUGAUUCAGAUUUUUCUGGGCUCAUAGCCUUGGCAGCUCUUAACUUAUCUGGAAACUUGUUUCAGGGUUCGGUUAUGGGCUUGUUCAAGGAGCAGUUGAAGGUGUUAGACGUCAGUAGAAAUCAAUUUCUUGGUCACAUUUCUCAGGCACAGCUGAAUUCUAGUUAUAACUGGUCUCAUUUGGUGUAUCUGGACUUGUCUGAGAAUCAGCUCAGUGGAGACAUUUUCCAUGUUUUGGAGCGCGCCCAAAAUCUCAAGUACCUUAAUCUUGCUUGCAAUAGAUUUAGCAGCCUGGAAUUUCCACAUGUUCAAUUGCUUUCGAGUUUAGAAUACCUUAAUCUAUCCAGAUCCGGCCUUAUGAAUCACAUUCCUCCUGAAAUCUCAAAUUUGAGUCAUUUGAAUACUCUUGACAUCUCCCAGAAUCAUCUUAUGGGGAGAAUCCCGUCUUUGAGCGUCAAAAACCUCCAGAUUCUUGAUGUUUCAUGGAACAAUUUGAGUGGAGAGAUCCCCCUAUCGCUCUUAGAAAAACUUCCAUGGAUGGAGAGAUUCAACUUUUCCUACAAUAACUUAACCUUCUGUGAUUCAAAUAUUUCCUUCAAAACCCUCCAAGCAGCCUUCCUUGGGUCAGCAAAUAGCUGCCCCAUUGCUGCAAAUCCGAGUCUUUUCGUUAGAAAACCCAGUAAACACGAGGUCUUGAAGCUGGCUCUGGCUGUUACUUUCUCCAUGAUCUGCCUACUUCUAGCAGUGAUAUUUCUAGCAUUCGGAUGCAGAAGGAAAAGCAGGACGUGGGUCGUAAAGCAGGCCUCUUACAAAGAAGAGACUAAUAUUUCAGGGCCUUUUUCUUUCCAGACUGAUUCAACCACAUGGGUGGCUGAUGUUAAGCAGGCAACGUCGGUUUCGGUAGUAAUUUUUGAGAAGCCAUUGUUGAAUAUAACCUUUGCUGACUUAUUAUCUGCAACUUCAAAUUUCGACCGGGGCACUCUAUUGGCAGAGGGCAAGUUUGGCCCUGUAUACAGGGGAUUUCUACCUGGAGGAAUUCAUGUGGCUGUGAAAGUUUUGGUUCAUGGUUCUACAUUGACAGAACGGGAAGCUGCAAGAGAACUUGAGUAUCUUGGUCGAAUUAAACACCCCAAUCUUGUGCCAUUAACUGGAUAUUGCUUGGCUGGGGAUCAAAGAAUUGCCAUCUAUGAUUAUAUGGAGAACGGGACCUUGCAGAAUUUGCUCCAUGACCUGCCAUUGGGUGUUCAAACAACGGAGGACUGGAGCACGGAUACGUGGGAGGAAGUUGACAACAAUGGAAUAGAAAAUGUUGGUUCAGAAGGUACAUUAACAACUUGGAGAUUCCGUCACAAAAUUGCACUAGGUACUGCUCGAGCGCUCGCAUUUCUUCACCAUGGGUGUUCGCCUCCAAUCAUUCACAGAGAUGUUAAGGCCAGUAGCGUUUACCUGGAUUAUAACUUGGAGCCCAGAUUAUCAGAUUUUGGACUGGCUAAGGUUUUUGGCAAUGGUCUAAGUGAAGAGAUCUCCCGUGGUUCACCCGGUUACACGCCACCAGAGUUCUUACAGCUCGAGAACGACUCUGUAACACCAAAAAGUGAUGUAUACUGCUUUGGUGUUGUCCUGUUUGAGCUUGUUACUGGUAAGAAGCCAAUUGGAGAUGAGUAUCCUGAAGGAAAAGAAACAGAUUUGGUGAGUUGGGUUAGAGGACUUGUUAGAAAGAAUCAAGGAUCAAGAGCUAUUGAUCCGAAAAUUCGAGGUACAGGACUAGAUGAUCAAAUGGAGGAGGCCCUUAAGAUUGCAUACCUAUGCACAGCCGACCUUCCAUCUAAACGACCGAGCAUGCAGCAGAUAGUUGGACUUCUAAAGGACAUCGAACCGAUGGCUUAGACGAUGAACAAUCAACAAGAAAAGCAUUGGGGUUCUUUUGGUCUCCCUUCUCUGAUGCUGCAAGGGGAAGUGUACAGAAUAGUCAUCCUGGAAAGAUACGUUUCAAAAUGUUUAUGUAUUUCUUCUUUCCUCAUGUCAUUGUGCAACAUCAGAAUUUUAUAUCAAAUAUAGAGUUUGUCCUGGGAACUGAAAAUUGAGGAAUUUCCACCAAAAUUUUGUUGAUA